Anopheles maculipalpis is the source of this 7194-nucleotide messenger RNA. RefSeq names its product mucin-3A-like. NCBI's taxonomy places the organism in Eukaryota, Metazoa, Arthropoda, Insecta, Diptera, Culicidae. The transcript has 10 exons. Bases 61 to 7194 code for a protein of 2377 amino acids. The record is from RefSeq and is a predicted model, not a curated record.
UGGUGUCCAGAAAUUAGAUGAACGGCCAUUAAAGGCUGCUGCUUGGGAUUUAUAGAUGCGAUGAAGUGGAACGACCGUAAAAUAACGACACUAUUGUCGUUAUUUAUCAUCACUAGCUUAUGGACGUUAAGCGAGGCUUACCGGGGAUCCGUUCGAUUUACAUCGGGCACCCAGAGCAUUGAGUCACAAAAUGUACGUGAAUUACCAUCAGCUUCCGGCGAAGAACCCGUGACAGUGGCAAAAGCGCGACCUGUUCGAAGGCGACCAAUACCCACAGCAGCUACCUUGCCGGUAGAAUCAAGAACCGGCAAAGAAAGAAGACGUGGUUUUAGAGAUGAACCCACACCAUCUACGGCCAGUGUCGAGCAUGUAGAUGUACAAGGAUCAUCCAGUCGCACGACUGGUACGAAUCGGCGUGUGAAGCAAAAUCUUGUGGCUUCCUCGUUGCGGUCGGAAAUAGCCGCACAAAACGCGUUUGAAAGACGUUUUGAUAGCGACAAAGAGCAAAUUAUUUCGAAUGCUUUGGAGCCAGCAAAAAAGGAAAAUCUUCCCCUGUCCAGACGACGACCUAAGAGCAGAAAUUUUGACCAAGAACCUUCAUCCACCACCUCAAGCACCAACGUUGUAAGCGACCGGGGCGGACCGAAGAGAGCAAACACAUUAACAACUUUAAGUCCGAACCUUUCGAAUGAAGUGCUGCGAGAAGAAUUAAGUGGACCGACGCAACGUUUUAUCUCACGAGGGCAAACAAAAGGGUCGAACCUUGUUGCUGCAAGCAAGCGCGAUGAAGGCUCCUCGGAGGAAAACUAUCCAGAACCGUUUAAGAAGCUAUUGAAAGCGCAGCUUAAUGAUGAUAAAUUGAAGACAGUGUACGUGAAAAAUUUGGAAACCACUACCAAGAAACCAAGCGUGCCCGAGCGUAGGAAAAUUCAAUCCACAACCGUCUCCAGCACGCUGAAAGCAUCAACUACGGAACCCUCUGUCACUGCUAACAAAUCUAAUCAAGAUGGUGCUCGACGCAUCGUACAACAACCGAGGGAACAACCCGUCAUAAAAGAAAACAAAUUUCCACAGCGUUCCACCGUACCACCGAAGUACAGAGAACAAACGCAUAGAAGUGAGCAGUUUUCACAAACGAACAAUACAUCCUCGGAGACUGUUCUACAAACGCUGCGCUCCACCAAGAAAAGCAGCUCGUCCGAAACGUCCGCCGAGCAGCUUUCGUCAGUACGACAGCUUACUGUACGGACACGGUACAGCGAACGCAGUGAGCAGUCAUCGAACGAGAGAUUUAGUAUUGUGCCGAAAGCUUCGGAUGAAGUUGAGGAGACGAAAGCUGCUAAUUCAAAUGUCCGACCGGCGAUCGAAGCUAGGAAGCGGGUUACAAAUCCAGUCGAACGUCAGGUUCGUGGCAAUGUUAGGGUAUUAAGUACGACUACUCCAGGCCCAACGACAACUGUGAAGCUGAUCACGCCAAGGCCCGUUCGAACGUAUACGAGAAAGCAGAACACUUUGAGCUAUCUUACGUCAACUACCACGGAAGCGACAACCACGACACGAAAACCAUUUUCACCCGCACCGAGGGCGGCAUCUCUGGCACAGCGUAAGCCACCGAUAGGGUCUGUCGAAAGGAAUGGCUUAAAAUCCAGCUCUGGGCGUAGCGCAAACCAACCGUCAGUGGACGAUCGGGCAAACUUUAUUGGAAAUUCGCGUGAAGUAACCCAAACAACGACGGAUGAAAUUGAAGCAGGACCUCAACAAAUUUCUCUCCUAUACACAAACCCGGUGGAAUAUCUACGAAGAAAACAAAACUUGGCUAAAUCUUCCAAGAGUUCUCCUGUCAAAAGCACAACUUCUACCACAAGAGCAAACGAAAGCUUUACAAAGUCAUCGGUAAAGCAAGUAACACGUAAACCGUCACUGUCCACAAGACCAAAUCCGGUCUCUGGUAAAACUAGCUCCAGUAACGGGUUUAAACGGCUCUCAUCUUAUUCAUCCAUUCGGUCAAACAAAAAACCUGCCGUAUAUACGCCAACUAUUCCUACAUUCACGACGCUUUCGACGGUAAAGGUUAGCCCCGAUGGUCAAAUUAUACAAAAGCCCGCUAACUCCAGCACAAAACUGCCAAGCCGCAUCGCUAGCCUAUCUUCCCACUCCACCACCGCUGCACUAGCUAACGAAAUCGAUCUCGACGAUGACGAUAGUAGAGUCGCGAUCAAGUCAACCGAUCAGUACGAUACGGCGGACAUCGUCGAAGAUUACAUCGAAAAUGAGUUGCAGCUGGAGGAGGCUCAACGCAAGCUAUCGUCGACAGUGCACGAUCGUACGUCGGAAGGCACCGACAAACAGAUCGCUCCCGUUUCGUCUGGUUUGACCCAGAGCCGCAUCGACAUUGACACACCGAGCCAUCGGGUGCAGGACGUGCCGUCUGCCGUGACCGUGUCGAUAUUCAGCGCUCUGUCCGAGAUCCUUUCGCAACCUACCGAAAGUUUACAAUUUUUGUCCUCCAGCACCGAUGCACCCACUUCUACGUCUGCAUCUUCAACAAGCACCACUUCAACUUCUACCACCACCACAACCACCACCACCACCACUACCACCACCACUACCACUACCACUACGACUGUACCUCCGCCUCCUCAAUCACCAGAACCGUCUUUACUUUCUAGCAAGUCCAACGACAAGGUACUGGAAAUGGUGGGCAACAGUUCUGCCUUUGCUUCCGACGUACUGCCUGUGAGCGCGGGCGAUACGUUUGUACAUACUACUAGCAGCUAUCAGGCAUCUACCGAUAACCCGAAUGUAAAUAAAACUGAUCUAACCAUUGCAAGCACACGGAUCGCGGAGGGGAAUGUGACGAUUAGGCAAAAAGCGUUACCAAGUUCGGGAGAGACUGCAUCGACUGCACAGGCUACCGUGCCAGUGGGGAAACAGCUAGUAUACGAGCAGGAAGAAACGAACAGCACCCACUACUGCGAUCACUGCGCAGAGAACGAUAUCGAAAACCGAAUACUUACGGAUGAGUUCCCUUUGGUAGAGAUAGAGAGAUCGAUUGGCAGCACGGUUAGUGAGUCGUUUCUUCCUACUGCUCCCACUGUACCCAGCUCAUCGUUCGAUGUUCGUGUCCUUCUGGAGGAUACCGCUGAUGCUGAUGUUGUUCCCUUAUCCAUUACACAGAAACCGUUAGUGCCUGCAGCAGACACGGAAGCGAUGGAGACUGUGACAACGACAGCGACACCAACGACUUCUACUACCACACUGUUCACUACCGACGCUCAGGCAACUGAAGACCGGGACCGCACGGAAAUGACUACCGCCAUUCCUACUACUUCUACCAGCAUGCUUCCUAGUACCGCCAUUACCACUACCAUCAGCGAUGUAGACCGUUUCGAAUCGGUGUUUACUGUAACAGCUUCCAAUAACGAUGCCUUACUAAUAGACGAUGCUUCUUCUUCGAUCGCGACCCCAUUUUCGUCACAAACCGCUUCGGAACACCCUACAGCUCCUUCUUACAAACCUACAUUUCCAACACAUUCCCCGACCAUUGAACAAACAACUUCCACAACCAAUCCACCCGCCACCAUUGCGUUGACCGAUGUUAGCGAGGUAUGGAUGGAUGCUACCACUGUUGUACCGGGUACCAAAAUUGGAAUCGCCUCGUCGUCCGAAUCCAUCCACUCUACUGCUUCGACAACCAUCGUUGCUUACACUAACCAUAGUUCCACAUCCGGCAGCAGCAAUGCUCAAGUAGGCCCAAGCGAACCAUCGACUACUAGCUCUCCUGACCCUGCUACCAGUAGUAGUAGUAGUAGCACACCAUUCAUCAUCACUCCCAUCACCCCAAUUGCUUCUACCAUCACCACCACCACCAUCACCACCACUGGUUCGAAUCAGACGAGCUCCACCGCAUACGUUACGUCACCACCAAUGACCGUAAGUAAGACACUUCACUCUAUCCCAUCUGUUUCCUCCGAUGUCACCAUCACCACCACCACUCGCCCAUCUCCUUCCGAUCUGCUGGCUCGGCUCGGUUUUGCCUCGAAUUCUCUCGAACCUACCACCGACGUGUACCGACCGAGAUUCAAAAUGCGCAUACCGAUCUUGCCAAUUGGUUUCCACGAUUCGGCCGCGGUCUCUGUCCCGCGGGCGGUAUCAUCCCUCAAUAGAACUUCGCUUACCUCGUUUACGACUGUGGCACUGUCAAGCACAACUACAGAUAGUACGGUUCGGGACAAACCGACGAGUCCCUCUGCUUCCGUAACGUCCACUACCACCACCACCACCACCACCACCAACAUCCCAAUUCCUGUGGUGAACACAGCUUCGCAUUCGGCUAGCAAACGAUCGCGCGGGAUCGUCGUGUACGGCAUUCUGCCAAACAAUACCGUCGUUCGGCGGGUGAUUGGUGGAGACGACGAAGACGAGGAUGUGCGAACAACGACGGAAAACGUGCGGAUCGUGUAUGGGAUCUUUCCAAACGGUACGGUGGCGAAACGCUAUCCGAACGGUACGAUCGUGCCCGAGGUCAAGCGCCACAGCCCCGUGGAAGUUACCAACAUCGAUCCGCGUGAGCUACGCAACCCCAACAGUGCCAUCUAUCGCACCACGGAAGUUCCGCCAUUGUUACGAUCGUUGGGACACGCUCCUGCCACUAGCACCACUACCCGUACUACUACUACUAGCACUACGAUAUUCACCAAGCCAACUACUGUUAGCACCACCACCACAACCACUGCGAAGAGUCCUGUUGUUGUCUAUAGUACUACUACCGCUCUACCUUCUAGUAUCACUUUUUCUACCACAAUGAACCAACCCACGGGUACGACAACUAUUAUCGAAAUAUUGCGCAAGUACAAUGAAGCGAACCAGUUGGAUGCAAAGGUGAAGUCGGACAAUGUGUUUAGCUUAGCGGGAGGCAAAACAAAACCAUCAAACAAAACGAAUGCAACUACUGCUGCUGGUCCUUCCGCUACGACGACACAAGUUUCCUCGAAGGAAAAUUCAAAUAUUGGCAGUGUGCAUGAAGACGUGCGAGUCUCACGACCAAAUGCUCCGGAUUUAGUGUAUCGAUGGAAACCGAUCGUGCCAUCGAGUACCGGUCCGAACGAAAACGAAUUGAUUCCUACCACCAGUGAGGGAACGUUCACAACCGGAUCUGCCACACCUAGUGUAUCCGAGAAUACCGUGCCUGAUAUGGUAGGAGUUGGUAAAGGAAACUUUGGUUCGGUAGGAUUAGAGUUGGACAGUGGUGAAACCACGUUGACCAUGCCCAACAGCUCCAGCGGCGAUCAAAGCGAUGAGUUAACGCUCGAGAAAGUUAGCGACUUGAGUGCGGAGAAUGAAAAGAUUUUCUCGCCAAUUUCGGAACUUAACCUAUUUUCAACUUCAAGUGUACCUCCGGUGGAUGACACCACUUUAUCAACCACUGGGAGGUCAAUGAUCACGUCAAUUGUUGCGAGUACAAUACCGUUUCAGAGGCCAACCAGCCCAACAAUUACAACUAGCACUAGCCCAACAACUCCUCGGGUAGCAAUUUUUAGUACAACUUCUAGUACCAGCAGCAGCACAUCAACCACAACCGUGGCUCCUGUGACGAGCACAGUGAGGCCAACGACAAGCAGAAGUACAACACGCAAAACGACAACAAUCGUGUAUCCUUCUACUACACAAAGAACUCGUACCACAACAUUCUCCGAUGCGGAUGAUUUAGCUUUCUUGCGACAAUUGGCAAGAUUCUUGAACGGAGGACAGUCUCCUAAUAGUAAUGCAAGAAAAACGACAAGAAAACCCACUACAACUACAACCACUACUACUACUAGUACUACUACAACUCCUAAACCUACCACAACCACGACUACCAGCACAACCACGACAACUACAACAACAACAGCUGCACCGAACCCAACAACAACGCCGGGCUUAAGUACCGUCAUCAUUGAUAAGGAUGAUCCAGCCUUUCUAAACGAUGUGCGUAAAUUGCCCAACUUUGCAACACCAAAUCCCCUCGUCGAUACACCGCUGGCUAAUAGAAUACUUCAGCUUGCAAUACAAAGGGAUCCCAAGAGCAUCGCGCGAUUGCCCUUGAAAACGGGGAAUGAGUUUCCAUCGUACGAGAAGCCACGCACCGAGAGUCAGCCGAAAGAAAUUUCCAAACCGACCACGCUAUCUCCGGAGGAAAUAGAGAAAACGAAAAAGCAGCUAGAUCGGGAGGUACAGCAGUACAACAAUGAUUUGAAACUUCUUUCGAAUCUACUGGGACGGCCCAUUACGGAGAAGGAUAUACCGAGCCUUACCAAGCAGCUUGGAACAGGUGGCUCAGGGCCAUUGUUCGCCAAUGCAGGACUGUCGGGGACGCGAGCGGCACCAACCACGACGACUACGACGACGACAACGACGACCACGCGCAGGCCAACCUCAACAGCAGACGGUGAGCUGUUGAAGCAGCUGCUUCUCACCCAGCAACAGCAACACAAUAGCAGUCCAGCAGUUAUAGAGCGACCAGAGUUUUACGGUAAAACUAAUGAAGCAAUUUUGGCAGCCGUUUUGAAGCAGCGUGGCAUAGGUCCGGCAAACACGAACGGAAACAUUGAGGACAUUUUGGCGCAAAUAUCGCCCGGCAGCGUAGUACGGACGUCUACAUUACCUCCGAUAGUUAUCACAACGCCGCGACCCACGCCGAGACGCGUGCGUCCUCCCCAACCACCACCAUUACGAUCACAAAGCCCUAUUCUGGACGGUUUGAGUUGGCUGUGGCGCGAAUGGCAAGCGACAGCACCGCAACCACGUAAUCGAGUUCCCGGUGCGGGAAGUAGCGCCACCAGCGCCGUCCGUACAGGAACGUUUGGAUUGAGUGGCGGUGGUGGUGGUGGUGGUGGUAUUGGUGGUGGACUAGGCGGAGGCAGAACGGCUUCCUUAACACAAUCGUACGGAGAUGAAGGACUAGAUCCGGAUGCGAAACCAAUCAACCCCAGCGUGACGGAAGAACCACCGUCUCUGUUUGGCGGGUUUGGCAUCAAUCCCGGUGGACAACUGUUGAAUGCUGCGAUCGGUGUGACUCGUGCUGUAUCACAGUUCCUAGGCGUAGCGCUACAGGGAGCAGCCAAAUCGUUUACUUCCGCCUUUCGCCCACAACCACUCGCCGGCGAACCAGCGGCAGCGGACGAGCUGAGCUACUACCGCUACAGUGGUAGAUAA